AUGCCCAGUCUUCCGCUGGAAGUGCUCAAACUCAUAGUAGAGUUUCUGGACCCGCACGACUUGGCAUCUGCAUUGCAUGCCAUUCCUGGCAUAGCCUCCAUUCUCUCCAGUGAAUACCUUCAUCUACAGAUUAAUGAUCGAAGGGAGACAGUAUUUCACCUGCUUGCAAGGACCGGUAACGAAGUAUCGAUCAAGUUAUUCCUCGUCAAGAAGUCUAUUCCUCUUGAUGUUAAAGAUGAAAGAGGUUUAUCGCCACUUUCCUGGGCCGCAAAGUGUGGCCAUGCGGGCAUUGUACGACUUUUGAUCGGAUGUAGUGAUGUUGAAUCUAAGUGUCUGCAUGGCUGGACACCUUUAUCACUCGCUGCUCGAAUGGGGCAUGAAUCAGUCGUGUCGGCCUUACUCUCUUGUGAAAGUGUAGACCCAGACAGUCGGGAUAGGUGGAAUUGUACACCUUUAUAUUAUGCCGCGGGGAAUGGCCAUCUGGGAAUCGUGGAGCUUCUACUGGAAAAGGGCGCAAAUCCAGUCAUGAGUGAUUCGAGGGGCUGGACACCCCUAGCUAGGGCUGCUCAAGAGGGGCUUGCAGACAUUGUCAAACUUCUUAUCCAGCACUCCAGAUUGGCUACGGAUCGGGCAGAUUUUGAAGGCAGGACACCCUUAUCGCAUGCCGCAGAAGAGGGUCAUUAUGAGGUGGUGCAACUGCUCUUAGCGCAGGAGGAUGUUAAUGUGGAUUCUCGCGACGCAGAUGGACGCACACCACUUGCAUGGGCAGCCCGUGGAGGCCAUGCAGAGGUAGUGAAGGUACUUCUUGACCGUGGGGAUGUUGAAGCUGACUCCAAGUGCAAUUUUUAUUGGACUCCGCUGUCCCGAGCAUCGCAGGAGGGCCAUGAAAAAGUAGUGAAACUCCUUGUUGCGCGAUGUGAAGUUAAUGUUCAUGUACAAGACGACCAGGGACACACGCCGCUUGAUCAUGCCUCUGCAGGAGGCCACCGGGGUGUCCAAAAGCUACUUCUGGCGCGAAUUCAAACGGAUGCAUCGUCUUCACAAGCAUAA
This is a messenger RNA of Aspergillus bombycis, 1050 nucleotides long. RefSeq names its product ankyrin repeat domain-containing protein. NCBI's taxonomy places the organism in Eukaryota, Fungi, Ascomycota, Eurotiomycetes, Eurotiales, Aspergillaceae. The record is from RefSeq and is a predicted model, not a curated record. Bases 1 to 1050 code for a protein of 349 amino acids. The transcript has a single exon. Gene Ontology annotation, molecular function: protein binding.